AUGAGGCUUAGCUUUGGUGCUGUGGCCGUUCUGGGUGCAUUCCAGUGCAUCUCCAUCGGGCUCGCCGCAGAUUUGCCUUUUCCCGCCGAUAUAGCUCUUAAGAAGGCGGUAGGGACGGCGGUUGCAACUCCUUUGCAAGAGGCUUUGAAAGAUCUUUACGCAUACCUCGUUCACGACAAGGGCAGCAGGGCCGUGCGCCGUUUCCGCUACUCGCUUGCCGGUGUUAAACAUGGCGACGUUUUAAAGCUCUCGCAAUUUAUCAUGGGUAAGAUCAGGACGGAGAUUUUCGAUGGUCGCGUCAACGAGAAGACAUGGGAUAUGCUGACCAUGGAGCUCUACUUUGCUCUACUAGAUUGGUGGAUGAAAACUCCGGAGCACCCCAAGGAUGCAGCCGACAUUGGUGUGUGGCACGCACUCGUUGGCCUCUACAAGGAUGUAGUCGCUCCAGCCCUCCGCGGCAGCAGCCGCAUUGCUUCCUUCAACGAACUCCUCUUGGAUCCCGAGCUAGCUGACGUGAAAAAAUGGGUCGGUCAGUGGAAGGGCACACCGCCUCCCCAAAUUCCACAUGAAAAGCCAAUGAUAGAAGAAGCCAACGACGGCUCUCAAACGGAAUUCGCAAUGCAUCGGCUCCAGGCGGUAACUCGCCAAGUUUCUCAAGCGCCGAACGCUGCACCCGAUGAUGUGGUCAUUUGCUGCGCUAUCCGCACACCCCUCACGAAGGCAAAACGCGGAGGGUUGAAGGAUGAAUUCCCGGAAUCGCUCCUCGGCACCCUAUUCGCGGCAAUGAUCCGCAAAACGAACAUCGAUCCGCAGGUGAUUGAAGACGUGUGCAUUGGAAAUGUCCUUCAGCCCGGCGCAGGGGCGCUUGGGGCUCGCAUUGCUACUUUUCUGGGCGGACUAUCUCGCACCACGUCUGUGCACACAGUCAAUCGACAAUGUAGCAGCGGGCUUCAAGCAGUGGCUGCAAUUGCAGGGUCAAUAACAGCAGGAAAUAUUGAUAUUGGCAUCGCGGGGGGUGUCGAGUCCAUGACACACUUCGACAUGACCUCUGUGCUGAACCCCGAAAAAAUUUCGGAGAAGGUUUUCCAAGAAGAACAAGCGCGUAAUUGUUUGCUGCCGAUGGGCGUAACUUCAGACAUACUUGCGAAGCGGUUUGGCAUCACGAGGGCGGAACAGGACACAAUUGCAUUUGAGUCACACGCCAAAGCAUGGGCUGCGCAAACAAGCAGCAGAUUUCGAGAAGAGAUUGUACCAGUUACUGUUAAGGUAAGGGAUGCGCAAGGCAACGAGACAAUCCUCACAGUUGACAAGGACGACGGUAUUCGGAAAGGAACUAGCAUGGAUGCACUCCAACGGCUAAGACCUGUGUUUGAUAAGCAGGGAACGACUACAGCAGGAAAUAGCAGCCAAGUGACAGAUGGCGCAGCCCUCGUCCUUUUGGCUCGGCGUUCCGCUGCAAUUCGUCUAAAACUUCCGAUUCUGGCGCGUUUCGUUUCCUUUGCUGUCGCUGGUGUUGACCCGGAGAUCAUGGGGAUUGGGCCAGCUGUUGCUAUUCCCAAGGCACUUGAGAAAGCUGGACUACGCAUGGAUGACAUUUCCGUUUUCGAGUUGAACGAAGCCUUUGCCUCUCAAGUCGCAUAUUGCAUCAAGAAGUUGGGAGUGCCAAAGGAGAAGCUAAAUCCAAAUGGAGGGGCAAUUGCCCUAGGCCAUCCUCUAGGAUGCACUGGCGCUCGGCAGAUCGCAACUUUACUACCAGAGCUUCGCCGGAAGAAAGCGCGUUUCGGUGUAGUGUCGAUGUGCAUUGGCACAGGCAUGGGCGCGGCGGCUGUAAUAGAGAAUCUGGCCCAAUGA
This is a messenger RNA of Cyclospora cayetanensis, 1851 nucleotides long. Its product is annotated as 3-ketoacyl-CoA thiolase, peroxisomal. Gene Ontology annotation, cellular component: peroxisome. The coding region runs from base 1 to 1851 and encodes 616 amino acids. Gene Ontology annotation, biological process: phenylacetate catabolic process; fatty acid beta-oxidation. Gene Ontology annotation, molecular function: acetyl-CoA C-acyltransferase activity. The record is from RefSeq and is a predicted model, not a curated record. The transcript is spliced from 12 exons. Lineage: Eukaryota; Apicomplexa; Conoidasida; Eucoccidiorida; Eimeriidae.